Molecule: messenger RNA, 1578 nt
Organism: Solanum verrucosum
Lineage: Eukaryota; Viridiplantae; Streptophyta; Magnoliopsida; Solanales; Solanaceae
Product: B3 domain-containing transcription factor NGA1-like
Exons: 2
Coding region: 240-1487 (415 amino acids)
Molecular function (GO): DNA-binding transcription factor activity; DNA binding
Source: RefSeq, a predicted model, not a curated record
AGAAGAGAGAAGAAAGAGGCGGCUUUUGAAUCUGACUACUCCGGAAUGGGUGAUAAUUAAUGAGAGUCAUCACGGCCUCUUUGAGGACGACAACAAAGAGUAUUCUAGUUUAUGAGGAUACUCUUUCUUUCAACCCUAGCUAGCUAGUUCCAGUUCCUCUCACACUAAUAACUACUGGACGCAAUUACUUUUUUCCUAUCACAUCUUUCUCUAAUUAGAUCUAUGCUGGGUCCUAGAUCAUGAAUUUCUUCGAUCAAGGAGGUACACGCCCAUUUUCUCAUUCUUCUUCUUCCAGCCAGAAGAUUAUAGUUCCUGAUUUCUCUUAUCAGCAAAGAAGCACCACUAAUAAUGGUGAAGAUAGUACUGAUCUCGUGAUGAAUAUGGAUCUUCACCCUGCAGAUGAAGUUGGUGAAAGUAAUACGAUUGAGCGAGAACACAUGUUCGAUAAGGUAGUCACUCCCAGUGACGUCGGCAAGCUCAAUCGGUUAGUCAUCCCCAAACAGCACGCUGAAAAGUAUUUUCCUCUGGAUUCCUCUACCAACGAGAAAGGCCUCCUUCUCAAUUUCGAAGACAGGAAUGGAAAGCCUUGGCGCUUCAGAUAUUCCUAUUGGAAUAGCAGUCAAAGCUAUGUAAUGACCAAAGGUUGGAGCCGCUUCGUCAAGGAGAAGAAGCUCGAUGCCGGGGAUAUUGUCUCAUUUCAGCGUGGAGUCGGUGAAUUGGGCAAGGAUCGUCUCUUCAUCGACUGGAGGCGCCGUCCAGACGCCCCCGACCAUCUCCACUACACCCACUUCACUAAUCAUCAUCUCCAUAAUACCUUGUACAGCUCUAAUAUUCAGUACCCAGCUGCUGCUGCUUGGAAUCGUCCUCUCUUUUUGCAGCCUCCUCCUCCUCCUGACCAUUCACAUUUACAAUAUUCCCUGGGACCUGCAGCUGGCAGCAUGCCUCAUCAUCAUCAACAACAAUCUCACGGAUCCAGUCCUAAUAAUUACCACGACACUUGCAAUUUCAACAACAGCCGUACAACUGUGGUAAAUGGAAACCCUUGUCCGAGCGGGUCAGUAGUUUAUCUCAGAUCGGGGUCAGCCCAAGUCCCACAACAGGCUGGGUUAAUGCAAUUAAGAGGUCAUAGUAAUAGCACUAGUGGCAGGGUUGUGGAGCCAGUGGUGUUCGACUCCGUACCGGUUGUUCAAGGCAAGGCAGCAGCAAAGCGAUUCAGGUUGUUCGGUGUGAAUAUGGACUGUCCCAUCUCAGACUCGGAUGAAUCAUGUGAAAUCACGUCCUCGUCUUCUUCCUUGCCUAAUCCCGCCACUACAGCAACUUAUUCUCAUGUCCCCCAAUUUUCAUCAUUAUCAUUCAGAACUUUUAACAACUAUGAUACCAACCCGCCGGCAGCCACCGAAGAAGAAUCGUUCGACAAAGGUUGUUGUUCUUGUCGCUGCUUCGUUGGGCACGCCCCCCAGGUACUGCGAUUGCUUCAGAUUAGCUAGCUAGCUAGCUAGCUUUUAUAAAAGGUACGUACAUAACAUUUCAUCUUGACUAACUUGGCCAUCUAUCAUCAACUGAUCAUGCGAGCUACCU